CUUCCCUUACAGACUGAAUGCUAAUCACAUGACCAGGCAGGGCUGCUGCUGCUGCUGCUGCAGCUGGUGUUGUCGAGCUGUCAAAGGGAGGACCCAGUGUCAACCGAACAGUUAUUGUGGUGUUAAAUUUGUCUCUGGUGUGAUGGAGUUAAUAUGGGGUGGGUUUCCCACCCCGUGACAUGUGGACCGAAGCAAGACUACUUCACAUCAGAUCUGUUUCGCCGACAACACGGCUGACUGCUGUCAUGGCCUCCAGUUAUCUACCCCCCUUUGAAGGUGCAGGUGAAGUGAAGGAGGGCUUUCUCUGCCCGCUGUGCCUGAAGGACCUGCAGUCAUUCUACCAACUCCAAGACCACUACGAAGAAGAGCACUCUGGGGAUGACCGGCAUGUUCGGGGACAGCUCAAAAGUUUGGUCCAGAAGGCAAAGAAAGCCAAAGACAAGCUGCUGAAAAGGGACGGAGAGGACAGACCAGAUACAGGCAGUUAUGAGUCUUUCUACUAUGGUGGAGUGGACCCCUACAUGUGGGAACCUCAGGAACUGGGAGCGACCAAAAGUCAUCUGGACUUCUUUAAAAAGCACCGAGCAGCCAGGAUAGAUCACUAUGUCAUUGAGGUCAACAAGCUCAUCAUCAGACUGGAAAAGUUGACGUCGUUUGACAGGACCAACUCAGAUGCUGCUAGGAUCAGAGCCAUUGAAAAGUCAGUGGUGUCAUGGGUGAAUGACUCGGAUGUCCCGUUCUGUCCCGACUGUGGAAACAAGUUCAACAUCCGGAACAGGCGUCACCACUGUCGUCUCUGUGGGUCCAUCAUGUGUAGGAAGUGUAUGGAAUUCGUCCCCUUGCCUUUGGCCCAAAAGCUGACCAGUGGAACCCGGGAGGCCCUGUGUGUGCCUGGAAGCCCAGGUCAGACCCAGUCGCCCCCAGCAGGAGGUGGCGGCAGCGGGAUGGGCUCCAGGAGGGGCAGCAUCAGCAGCCUGAGCAGCGUUACCUCCAUGCUGGAGGAAAAGGAUGAUGAGAAGAUUCGCUGUUGUCACCACUGUAUGGACACGCUGCUGAAGAGGCAGCAGAAGUUGGAAGAGAAGGAUCAUGUGCCAGAUAUAGUGAAACUUUACGAGAGGCUGAGGAUGUGCAUGGAGAAGGUAGAUGAAAAGGCUCCAGAAUACAUCAGAAUGGCCGAGUCUCUUAAUGCCGGAGAAACCACAUACAAUCUUGACACUGCUGGUGGACUGAGACUGGAAGUACAGAAAUACUACGAACUGAUCGAUGCCCUGAGUAAGAAAAUUUUAACACUAAAUGCAAAAGAUGAUCCACCACCACAUCCGAAGUCUAUCCAGCUGCAGAAAAUGAUCCGCUAUACGGCCACGCUAUUUGUCCAGGAGAAGCUGUUGGGUCUUAUGUCUUUACCCACAAAGGAGAAAUAUGAAGAGCUCAAAGAAAAGAGGAAGGAGGAACAAGAGAAGAGACUUCAGCAAGAGAGACUGGCAUCCCAGGAGGCCCUGAAGAAGAGGCAGGAGUCAGAGAAGAACCGUCCACCCCCAAGCACCAAUGGAGAGCUGCCGCAGGCCCAUAGAGCUCCACGCAUGACCAAAGCUGGUGGUUGGCUGCCCUCUGCAGACUCUGCCAAUGCACGCAGCGAGCUGGAAGAUCCCCUCCUGCAGCAGAUUGAGAACAUCCAGUCAUUCCUUCGUCAAGCACGGGAAGCCCAGCGGACGGAUGAGGUAGCUAUGCUGGAGGAGAACUUGAGACAGCUGCAGGAUGAAUACGACCAGCAGCAGACCAGUCUGGCCAUUGCGCUCUCCCAGCAGUUGGCCGAGGAAGAGAGCUUGCAGCAGGGUGAGCUUGAUCGUCUGGAGACCCGGAAAAAGGAUGAGAGGGAGCACUGGGGCCCCGCUGUGGGGUCCACCCAGCCAUCCAUCACCUGGGGGAAGUUGCUUGAUAUCAGUCCAGCUGAGGGCUUCCAAGAAGAGGAGAAAGCUGAAGCAGAGGAUGAGCUGACUCCUAAAGCUGACAGGAGUCCAUCCUCUGUAAGAGCAUUCCCUGCUCUCUCAAGUCAGGAGGAGUCACCUCCCAGGCUGAGGAGCUUAGGUGGGCAUGUAACCCCCCCUGGUGGUGAAGGACAGAACUGCACCUCCCUUAACCCUUUCGAUGAGGAGUCAACUCCUAUAGAGGAGGAUCCAUCCAACCCCUUCUUUGAGGACAUCAAAAAGGAGCACAAAGAGGUAACCAAUGGGAAGAAAGAAUACAACCCCUUCGAUGAAGAUGAAGACAUCGAGGAGGACAAACAGGCUGAGACUGUAACUGGAAACCCCUUUGAGGAGGAGGAUGAUACUGACACAGGUAACCCUUUCCUUGAGGCGUCUGGGAAUUCUCCAGAAGUCUCGACCAACCCCUUUGACGGGGACGAUGAUGAGGUUUUGCCAGACGUGGACAUGAUAGAGGAGGAACUGCUGCUGCAGCAGAUUGACAACAUCAGGGCCUACAUUUUUGAUGCCAAACUCAGCGGCCGCCUCGAUGAGGUGGAGCUCCUGUCAGAGAACCUCAGAGAGCUGCAGCACACCCUACAGGAACAGAAAAAAAAGAAGCACUGACACAUUUCUUUCAACUCCCCGAGUCCGAUUACCCACUACUUACCAAGUCCUGCAAGGCUAGCUCACUUUACAUGACUUAUGAGCCCACUGCUUUUUGUUUGGGGGAGGUUUUCUGCACCGCAAAAAAGGUUAGGUUAGUCCCAAAAUCAAAUACAUGCUAGAUCUCAGUAGUCUGGAGUGACUGUUUAUUUCUCUCUUAAUUACUUAUCCUGCACAGGGGCGCAGAGUGCUGCUGCCUAUCCCAGCACAGUUCAUAAGCACUGCAAGUAGAAAUCCAUUCAUACAGGCAAGUUGCUGAAGCUAUUAACCCUGUUGUAUCAGUGCAAACAUGAGCAAUGGAAGAUAAAUUAAUGCCACUUAAAAGAUUUUUAAUGGGACUGUCAGAUGGUUACUUGAGUUGAGUUUGGCUGUACAGAAAUCAGGAUGUCUGGUUUGGCUCUUUGCCAGAAGAUCAAUGAACAAAGUCAAAAUGUAUUAAUAGCUAAGGGUAAAUGCACUUAGAGCCAUGAGGCAGACCGUGCAUGUUUUAAAAACUGUGGUUAUAUAACAAUUUUUUUUUCUUUUUUUUGUAAAGGUAAAUUUAUUGUAGAGGAACCAGAGAUAUUGUCUUUCUUUCACACUUCUUGUGGUUCUUUGUUGUUAUAAUGUACCACCUAUAUUACCCACAAUGCAACGGCUGACAGUCAGGUCAGAGAUUAGUGUUUGAAUGCUAGUAGCAGUUUAUUUAACCUCAAGCAAGUGACAGGAUUUAUUUGUUUUCAAUCUUGGCAUCGGUUUUCAACUUAAAGGACACUCAAGUUCACUCAAAAUGAAAAUUCAGUUGUUUUCUACUCAACUGUCAUGCUGAUGGAAAAUUGAGUGAAGCCUCAUUGGUCCACAAAAGUACCCAUCUCCUUCACUUGUUAAGAAGAAUAUGCCAACACUGUUUUGCUGUGAAGCUCCAGAAAUGUUUUUGCGGACAAUGAAACUUCACCCGACUUUCUAUCAGGAUGAGGAUGAUUAGAGGAUGACAGAAUUUUUCAUUUUUGGGUGAUCUCAUCCUUUAAAGUUUGCCGUAAUUGAAACUCCUGCCGUUGAUUAAACUUGUACCAAAGAACCAGACCAUACAUUUCUGAUCUAACUCGGCACUAAUCAUCCUCAGACAAAAUGACCAUCUGAUAAUUUAACAAGAAACAGUUCAAAUUAGAUUUUUAUAAUUGUAUUUGAAAGACACCUAACGUUGAAUAAUUUGUUAUAUAUUCAAAUUUAAUCACAUUCGUAAAUGACUAAUUCAGUCACGUGCUUUGCACCACUUAUUGCAGCAGCUGCCUUUGUGUCAUAGGGAUAUUAAAAGCACCUAACACAGAAUCAAGCCAUUCAUGUUGCUCCUGUAAGUUAAUUGUCACUCAUGACUAUGACAAGGCAAGGAAAAGCUUCUGAUCUUAAAUCAUACCGUUACUUACCAAGAACACCUUAAAUCGAAGUAUUUCUUCUAACAGCUGAUGAUUUCUGUUUCAGUGAAAGUUGCUUUUUCUGUACAAGCAAAUUGAAACCUGUUCCUCAGUGAUAACUUCUCGUCCUGUCUGCAUGUUUAUGAUCAAAGUGUUACUAAAGCCAAUUCACUUCAUCAGUCA
Molecule: messenger RNA, 4201 nt
Organism: Acanthopagrus latus (yellowfin seabream)
Lineage: Eukaryota; Metazoa; Chordata; Actinopteri; Spariformes; Sparidae
Product: rabenosyn-5
Exons: 12
Coding region: 180-2588 (802 amino acids)
Molecular function (GO): metal ion binding
Source: RefSeq, a predicted model, not a curated record